AUGGCGGGGUUGCGUUUUUUAGACAUUGCAAGACCAUUUGUCAGCUGGAUCCCGGAAGUUGAACUUCCUUAUGAAAACUGGGGGUUCGAUGAAAAGCUGAUUUACUCAUUUUUCACUGCUGCCAUCUAUUUGAUUCUGUCCCUGCCUAUAUACGGUGUCAAAUCCUCUGAAGUCGUGGACCCAGUUCCCCAUUUGCGUUCUGCCUUAGGGAGUGAGAAGGGAACAUUGCUGGAGCUUGGGUUACUGCCUGUGAUUACUUCGGCAUUUAUCUUGCAGUUGUUGGCUGGUUGGAAAGUUUUCAAAGUAAACUUUGAUCUGGUUAGUGACAGAAUAUUGUUCCAAACUUUGCAAAAGAUCACUUCAGUCGUUAUCAGCAUCGUAUAUGCUGUUCUUCUCACAUUUUGUGACUACUUUACUCCAGGUGUGUCCACUGAUAACGUCUUGUGGUCCCAAUUUCUGAUCAUCUUACAGAUAGUGGUGGUCAACUUCUUGGUUACUCUACUCGUUGAAGUCAUUGACAAGGAUUACGGAUUUUCUUCAGGAGCUCUAUUGUUGCUUGCGGUUUAUUCCGCCACCAACUUCGUUUUUGGCACGAUUGGUCUUAGCACCGUCAACACCUCCAGAUCGAACGAAUCUAUUGGUGCUCUGAUUCAAUUAUUCCGCAAUUUGAGCUCUAAACCAAUUGGUGUUGCCAUAUAUGACUCCUUCUUCAGAGUAAACCUUCCUAACUUGACUCAAUUUUAUCUGGGGAUUGCCAUUAUUUGUGUUUGUCUGUUCUUGAAUAAUGCAAGAUACGAAGUACCAAUUAAGCCAAACAAGGUUCGUGCCAUGGCCUCAGCUUACCCAAUCAAGCUACUUUUCAAUGGUUCUUUGCCACUUCUGUACACGUGGACUGUGCUGUACAACUUGAACCUUAUUGGUUUCUUUGUCUUCAAGCUUACCAACUUUUCUCUUUUAGGGAACUUCAAAGUGGACCCAUUCGGCAACAACUACUACGAAAUUACAUCUGGACUGCUGUAUUUAUUGACUCCUACUUUCAACGCUGAAGCUGGACUUUUACCCAAUGUUGCUAAGCCAUUUGUUUUCAUUGCCUUCUAUGUUGGUGUUAGCACUUUCUUUGCUAGAUCGUGGUCCAACAUUAACGGGUCGUCAGGCAAGGACAUUGCCAAGUUUUUCAAGGCUCAAGGAAUCUCAUUGUUAGGAAAAAGAGAUGCCUCUGUGUCUAAAGAGUUUAACACCCUAGUUCCUGUUGCUUCUGCCUCUGGAGCUUUCCUAUUGUCUUUUCCAGUUGCCGUCGCUGAGUUAUUGGGUGGCUCUGGUGUUCCAACCUCUAUCGGAAUCGGUCUUUUGAGUGGUUUGGCUAUUUUGGAAACUGUUUUGCAAGAAUGGCAACAGUCUGGAGGUGCCUCACAGUUCUCCCAAUACUUCCAGACUUCUUAG
Komagataella phaffii GS115 is the source of this 1440-nucleotide messenger RNA. Its product is annotated as Subunit of the Ssh1 translocon complex. The record is from RefSeq and is a predicted model, not a curated record. NCBI's taxonomy places the organism in Eukaryota, Fungi, Ascomycota, Pichiomycetes, Pichiales, Pichiaceae. Gene Ontology annotation, biological process: SRP-dependent cotranslational protein targeting to membrane, translocation; post-translational protein targeting to membrane, translocation. The transcript has a single exon. Gene Ontology annotation, molecular function: ribosome binding; signal sequence receptor activity; transmembrane protein transporter activity. Gene Ontology annotation, cellular component: Sec61 translocon complex; membrane. Bases 1 to 1440 code for a protein of 479 amino acids.